AUUCUCGGUAGCAUGUCAUACAGUAAACUCCGAUUGAUCGACCUCUGAGCUCAACCAUUUUAUUAUAGCUCCAUGCCGAACCCACGAACUCAUAGUCACCUGCUUGUAUCUGGGCGCAGACUGGACCAGAGAUCAGUACCACGCCACAUAACGCUCCGUCGCCAUGUUGACCUAAGCGACAAGCAGAGGUCUUCAUAUCCCGAGGCCACCCCGUCCCAAACACUUCGGUUCGCCCUGACUGCUACGCUGAAACGGCCUGAGCAUCAUGUAAUUGAUCCAAUCUUGGAAUCAAAUCUAUUGCAAAGCAUUCGGAGUAAGUGGCCAGCAGACUCCCUGCCUUCGCCACUUUUGGCCACUCUUUGGCCAGACCCAAAAAGACACGCUCCUAAGGCCUCGCACCUUGAUACCAGACAAAUAAGAAGUCUUCCUGACCUGCAAGUCUUCAUUGAGAGUAAUGUGAUAAACAAGGAAGGAUGCAGACUUUUGCAGUCUCGGCAAUGCGCCCCUCUAUCGAAAGCGUUAGCACUCUGUGAACAACACAACCAAUUUCGAGAAGUUCUCUCUGCUAUCCAUGGGAUUAUUACGCGUGUAGAGAGGAUAGAUGGGCAUUGCUCGCAGCGUCUCUAUGUACUAGGCAUGUACUAUGCAGCACUCGCAUUUUCAUUUCCGGCUCUCAAGCGCUACUUGGAAGGCUAUCUAGCCUGCGGUUCGCAACGCUUGGGUCCGAACGAGAGCAGACUUCUAGUCCACGCUCUCCUUGAUGCCUUCAAGUAUCUUGAAUUCUGCGAGGGAACCCAGGACAUAAGUGCAAUGAUUAGCCUAGUGACUGGAGAUGCCCAACCGAGCAGUAACCGCUUGCAUGAUAUAUUAUAUUGGGCAGGGCCUGACCAUCGGAGCUCAUGGUCUGGCUCUUAUUUCACCUUGCUCGUCAAAAUGAACAGCAAGGCACUACAGGAUACUCUAUGGGCUAGAAUCAUAGAGAAUCUGACUCCUGAGUCGCACGAGAAUCAAUUUCAAGCUGCCUAUACGUGCGUGGAGGCCUUGAUUGACGCUGGGGAUACGCAACAGGCCAUUACAUUCUUGAAACAAAUAUCAGAGCGCGCCAAUAGUACUUUACCGUUCCUUUGGAGGGCCAAGUCACUUUGCUACGCUUUCUCCGAUGAUGAACUUCAAGCUUCCCUAGUUGGCGAGGAAGAACAUACUGAAAUUCUGAAUCGGCUUCUCACAGAUAUGGAGGAUCGGCUGGGCAUCCGCUGGCAAUCUAACAUGCUACUCCAUUCAAGUGCUUCUGAACCCCUCACGGUCGCUAGUGAAAAGCCAUUCUUGACCAUGGAUGGGGAUAGCACUGGCUAUGGUAGCAUUGAGCGGCUUCUUACGCAAAUUCAUUGCUUUGGAUGCUCAAAAUCGAUAGCUGACCUUGGUCAGAUUGCCGAUUCGCUCAAUGAACAUGAAGGUAGCCUGGUGUCUAGUCUGGCCAUCCCUGAUGCAGAUACAAAUAUGGAGUAUGCUUGGUGUCCCCAGCAUGCCCCACUUGAAUUUACAGGUUCUCUAUCGCCCAUUGGGACCGACUUUUCCAAGCCUUGGACACCCUCUACACUAGGUUUACUUCGCGUUAGCCCAGAUGCUAGCGGUCAAUGUUUUGCCGGCAAGCGAUCACUACAUUUGAUGCAGCUUGGAUACUUAGUCGCAAGGCCAAAGAAGUCUCAAGAGCGAAACUCGCAAGAUGCCACUAAAUGGGAGCAGACGGGACACAUUUUUGCAUGGGAUCGCUUUCAUGGGCAGCCGAUUGCAGUCUUUAUUGGGCAUGUCCAUGGCACAAGCCAACAUCGCAUAGAAGCAGGACCUCCGAAUCUGCGGUUCGGUCUAAGGUCCAUCGUGAGUGUUAACGCUCUUAAUGACCGACCGACACACUGCUCCAGCAAUCGUGUCACUCCAAUCGGUAGCGGUGCGACGAGAUAUUAUGUUGAUGUGGAUCCAAGCCCGGACUUGUUACCAUGAGGGAGGUUGUCAUUAUCAUCUCUGGGCUUCAUUUGUACGCAGAGGUCUUGUGACUCGAGGCAUGCAGCCACGACCCGUUCUUAGCCUGCCUGUAAAAUACAGUAUCUGUAUGCGACAACCGG
This is a messenger RNA of Aspergillus japonicus CBS 114.51, 2120 nucleotides long. RefSeq lists its product as uncharacterized. The record is from RefSeq and is a predicted model, not a curated record. NCBI's taxonomy places the organism in Eukaryota, Fungi, Ascomycota, Eurotiomycetes, Eurotiales, Aspergillaceae. The transcript has a single exon. Bases 73 to 1998 code for a protein of 641 amino acids.